Molecule: messenger RNA, 765 nt
Organism: Gregarina niphandrodes
Lineage: Eukaryota; Apicomplexa; Conoidasida; Eugregarinorida; Gregarinidae
Exons: 1
Coding region: 1-765 (254 amino acids)
Source: RefSeq, a predicted model, not a curated record
AUGGGUACAGUGGCCCAGUUCCAGUUGGAGUGGUCGUCACACCAGGUCGUUGCAAUUUUCGAUCAGCGAAAGUGCGAAGAAGUUUUCGUGGGAGGUCAGGGCGGUGAAUCUUUCAGCAUUCGUGAGACCUGGCUGGAAGACGGGGAGAAGCCGAGCCACUUUAUCCUGCACCAUCCAACGUAUAGCCACUAUGUACCGAUCGUGCACACAUUCCACUUCGAGGACGGGAACCCGGAGGAGGAGAACCCUGAGGAGGAGAACCGCCGCCAAGACAACCGCGAGGGGAGCCGGCAGGCAUGUCCGAACCCGCAGGUCAGCCUGUAUCCGGAUUACCCUUUGGUGAAGGACUUCCCGAAUCCAGUUCUAGUCGUUACUGUUCGUAAGGGCUUCUUUACCUCUAGAACAAUCGUGGACGCGGUUCCCUUGUCUCUGUACCUCGUCAAAGACGGACUACGCAUCCAGAUUGAAGCCUGUGGCGAUCUUGGGCUGGUACACAUUGCUUGCGUCCGCCGAGGCCGCGGCGGCCGAAACAAGCUGCUGCACCGCACUCAGAUAGACACAUCCUUGAAACCGAUCCAAGUUAUCUUAGAAGGUACAGAUCAGCUGAUGCGAGCGACACACUUAACCUAUGAAGUUGAGGGCCACUGUGCAGGGUUCACAGCCCAGCAUUCCCCAAUAACUAGCAUGAGGCGGCCCUUUACAGCUUUGAUGGUACCGGAGUCCGUCAACAAAAACACGUUCGAUGAUGAGAGGUUCUGCAUAUAA